Molecule: messenger RNA, 2799 nt
Organism: Trichobilharzia szidati
Lineage: Eukaryota; Metazoa; Platyhelminthes; Trematoda; Strigeidida; Schistosomatidae
Source: the annotation of a GenBank genome assembly
AUGGAUGAGAAAGGUCUGCGUUCCGACAAGGUGGUGCACCGAUCUUCAGGAUUCGACAGUUUUCUUCAAAAUAUUAGGGAUUUGGAGCAGGAGUUAAAUGACACCUUCAAUGAAUUUAAUUUGAAAUCAGAUCUACAACAUGGAUUUUCGUCUUGUUUGGAGAAGAAAUCUGUAUCGUUUUUAUAUCACACAGAAUUAUUGAAAGCAUUAGAGAAAAUUGGAUUGAACUAUGAUGACUACAUACAGACUAUGAAUGAACUGGAGCUCGAUAAAGAAUGUGACCAAGGUGAAAAAUCAGAUAUAGAAGUGGAUGAUGGAACGUUAUUGAAUUGCACUGAGAAAGUUCCAGAUAACAAUACUUUGGAAAUAAGAACGAACUCAAGAGCUGAACGACUGUCAAAUAUUUUAGAAGACAGUAAGCAGCUUAAGAACACUGAUUCGGAAAGUAGACUUAUGCAUCAAAAAAUUGAAGAUGAAAUCAGUAGAUUAGAAAAAGCGAAAUGGCAGUAUUAUGCUAGUGCUGUUGAGAAUGCGAAAGCAUGUAAUGAGAAAACAAGUUUACGUUGGAGCGAAAUUCAUGUCCCCUUGGAGAAUGAAGAGCAACCCAAUCCUCCAACGGAUGGAAAUAUAUUGUCCGAAUUUCAAUCUGAUGAGGAGUAUAUGAAUCUACGUAUAGAAGAACUUGAAGCUGAGAAGAAAUGUGAACAGGAACGGCUGAAACGAAUCCAACAGAUUGAAGAGGAUUCACUCAUAUUUAAUGCAAAUAAUCGACUUUAUAGUUGGCGGUCUUUACUGGAUAUUAUGCAAACAAAAUUUAAUCCUUCCUAUUCUCCUUAUUCCUAUGGAACAAGACCUCAUUCGGCUGUACAAUAUACAAAUAAUCGAAACCACAUUUGUAAAACAAACUUAAUUGACAGAAAUUUUGGAUUGUAUUUUGAUCUGUCGGAUAAAAAUAGAACUCAAGAUUCACAUAAUCGAUCAAUAUUGGGGGUUUCAGAUAAUUAUUAUCAAAACAUGGGUGAUAUAAUUGAUAGUCAGAUGCCAACAAAGCCAAAUGAGUGCAAAUAUAGAAGUUCAAGAUUGUCGAACAUUAAAUUGUCUGUGAAUGCCACGGAUCCUGGAGUGUCAACGGGACAAAGUGUUGAUGAAGACAAGGCGUCUCGUCCUGGUACCUCGAGUGCUGUUACAUUGGAGUUGGCCCGUGGGAAUGAUAUAGCCUGUGAGUUGUUGUCUCCAGACUCAGAUGGUAUGGGUGAUUUGAAGGCGAAAUCUGUGAUCGACGACUGUCCGACCUUGGGGAUUUCGUCGCCCGAAUUAGAAAGAACCAACGGUGGAGUUGGGAGAAGUUCAAGAUUGUCGAACAUUAAAUUGUCUGUGAAUGCCACGGAUCCUGGAGUGUCAACGGGACAAAGUGUUGAUGAAGACAAGGCGUCUCGUCCUGGUACCUCGAGUGCUGUUACAUUGGAGUUGGCCCGUGGGAAUGAUAUAGCCUGUGAGUUGUUGUCUCCAGACUCAGAUGGUAUGGGUGAUUUGAAGGCGAAAUCUGUGAUCGACGACUGUCCGACCUUGGGGAUUUCGUCGCCCGAAUUAGAAAGAACCAACGGUGGAGUUGGGAGAAGUUCAAGAUUGUCGAACAUUAAAUUGUCUGUGAAUGCCACGGAUCCUGGAGUGUCAACGGGACAAAGUGUUGAUGAAGACAAGGCGUCUCGUCCUGGUACCUCGAGUGCUGUUACAUUGGAGUUGGCCCGUGGGAAUGAUAUAGCCUGUGAGUUGUUGUCUCCAGACUCAGAUGGUAUGGGUGAUUUGAAGGCGAAAUCUGUGAUCGACGACUGUUCGACCUUGGGGAUUUCGUCGCCCGAAUUAGAAAGAACCAACGGUGGAGUUGGGAGAAGUUCAAGAUUGUCGAACAUUAAAUUGUCUGUGAAUGCCACGGAUCCUGGAGUGUCAACGGGACAAAGUGUUGAUGAAGACAAGGCGUCUCGUCCUGGUACCUCGAGUGCUGUUACAUUGGAGUUGGCCCGUGGGAAUGAUAUAGCCUGUGAGUUGUUGUCUCCAGACUCAGAUGGUAUGGGUGAUUUGAAGGCGAAAUCUGUGAUCGACGACUGUCCGACCUUGGGGAUUUCGUCGCCCGAAUUAGAAAGAACCAACGGUGGAGUUGGGAGAAGUUCAAGAUUGUCGAACAUUAAAUUGUCUGUGAAUGCCACGGAUCCUGGAGUGUCAACGGGACAAAGUGUUGAUGAAGACAAGGCGUCUCGUCCUGGUACCUCGAGUGCUGUUACAUUGGAGUUGGCCCGUGGGAAUGAUAUAGCCUGUGAGUUGUUGUCUCCAGACUCAGAUGGUAUGGGUGAUUUGAAGGCGAAAUCUGUGAUCGACGACUGUUCGACCUUGGGGAUUUCGUCGCCCGAAUUAGAAAGAACCAACGGUGGAGUUGGGAGGUCUAAUGAUUUCUUCCAGGAUAAUGACGACUGCAGCUCAGUAACCAAAGUUAACAGUUUCGUACAGGACAUUAAAAAUCAAUUAGCUGUCUACAUAAAUCAAAUCUCAUCAUCGUCUCAUCCUAUUUAUGAUUCUUCUAAAUCAGACGCAUCUCUUGAUUUGAAUGUGAUAAAUAAGUUGAGCAUUCUUGACUUCAGUGGAGUUAACCUAACAAAAUUAACCAUUCUGAAACUGAAUAAUAAUCAAAUUAAAAGAAUCUCAGAUAUUACAGGACAUUUCCCUAAUCUCAUAAUGCUAGAUGUAUCGUCCAAUUUCAUUACAAGUAUUGAUUUUCAAACACUAGCUAAUUCCAAAACUCUAUGA